AUAAAAUGUAGUAUACAAUAGUAUUUGUGAUUUUUGAAAUAUUCUUUGUCGCAACUCAACAGUGCAAUGAAAAUAAUGCAAUAUUUAGCUAUGUGUUUAAAGCAAAUAUCCCUAACAGUUAGAAUAAAGAAUGGAAUUAUGAGAAUAUAGGAGGUUUUAAUUAAUAAUAUAAUAAUAGCAUUUGAAUAAUGUAAUUAGGGAGUGACAACAGAUGCAAAGAAUUUCGAUGUUUCUUAGGUGAGUUUACUAAAUUCAAAGAUCAGUUUAGAUGUUGAAGAGUUUAUUUAAUUAGCGAUGAAUAGUACUUCAGGUCCAUAUGCCUAAUACAAAACAGACUAAAUAAAGUUGACAUUUUAGGGAAUUGAGAAUAUAGCAAGAUAUCAAUCUGUUUAUUUUACAAUUAGACCUGCAGAACAUAAUUUUGAUUUUUGGUCGUAAGUUCCUGAUGCUGAAAUUCAAGUGUAUUUCAUUUAGGAUUAAAUAUACUAAUAAUGUUAAAGUGAACCACUUUAUACUAUUUUAUCAAUACCAAUUUAUGCCUUAUAAGAGACAUAGAAUAUUAGAUAUUCAAUAAAUAUAAAUGUUACAAAAAAUUCAGAGGUAAUUACUAAUUUCAAUUUCAAAUAAAAUAUACUCGGAACUUAUGAUUCAGAUAUGACUAGUUUUGUAUCUUAUAAAGCACCACUUAAUAUUCCGUAAUGAUUUAAGUCAUAUAAUAUCAUAGACCAUGUGAAAUUACAAAUUGGUUUGUUUUGACAUAGCCAUAAUUCAUUAAAGUUUAAUUGUUGUAGACUUUAUUAGGAUUUAAUACAUAGAGUAAUAUGUAAAGAACUUAAUUAUAAGGAGAAUAUGUUAAUUUCAUUAAAGGAGUAUUAUUGUUUUAUAAUAAAUUUUAGAGAUUUAUUUAUGAAGGUUAAGAUAAUUUAAAGGAUUAUGAUGAUACUGUUGAAUGGGCUGCUACAUGGGUAGCUUCUAUUAUUCCAUGUUUAUUUUUUGCAUUGAUAGUUUGUGUAUAUGGACAAUAUGAAAUUUCUAAUAUUGGAAGAUUUAGGAGAUAAGAAAUUAAAUAUCAUGAAGGUGUUGAAUAAGAAGCUUUACAUUAAGAUGAUGCAAUAGAAAAGAAAUUAGCAUGA
Molecule: messenger RNA, 1133 nt
Organism: Paramecium sonneborni
Lineage: Eukaryota; Ciliophora; Oligohymenophorea; Peniculida; Parameciidae
Source: the annotation of a GenBank genome assembly